CAACGAAUAUCAAAACAUCUUCAUAACCUAUACCCAAAAAAGAAGAUACAAAAUAAAUAUAAACUACUGUGCAUUUAUUAUAGCAACAAUAAUUGUAUGUAAAUUUUGGAUUAAAAACAAAUGGCAGAUCAAAAUUCGUAUGUAUUUGCUAACCUUAUAUUUUUAUCUUUUACCUCUAUUAUCAAACUUAUAAUAAUACUUAUAUCUAUCGUAAAACACAGUUAUAUAUUAACAAUAAUUAUUGUCUUAUUGAAUUGCUUAUAUUUGUAAAAAUCAAAACAUAUAUUACGUGAUUAUGUUUUAGCGAAGAAAAUGUUAGAGAUAUUGCUUUACGUUUUUGUUUAGAAGAAGAGCAACGACGUAAAACUAAUCCUAAUGAAACACACGAACGCUCAAUUAUCAUUGUUGGUAGCAAGAGAGUCGGUAAAACUACAAUCGUACAUCGAUUUCUUGAAAAAGACGAAGCACCAAAACCAACUAUCGCAAUGGAUUAUUCUUUUGGGCGUAAAGCUGGAAAAAAUAAAAAAUAUCGUACAUGUUUGGGAAAUAGGACAUUUAACUUCUUCGUUAGUAUCAGCAGCAAUGACAGGUUCGUCUUUGACUCAUUCUCCUCAUCAUGUUACGAUAUUGGUUAUUCUGGAUUUAUCGCAACCAGAGAUUUUAUGGACCACGUUUGAAGAAGCUCUCUCAGUAGUGCGUAAUGCAAUGAAAAUGAGUUAUGACGAUAAAAUAAUUCAGGAACUUAAAAAACAGCGUAUUAAAGAACGGAAAAAAAUUGUGGAGAGAGAAAUUGAUCCAUUUCCAAUGAGACUUUGUUUUAUAGGUGGAAAAUAUGAUCAAUUUAAGGAUUUAGAUUUGGAUAAAACAGAAUUAAUCGGUAAAACCUUAAGAGCUGUAGCACAUAUUUUAGGAGCAAGUCUUUAUUAUCAUUCUGCAAAAGAUAAGUCUUUAUUACGAAGAACUAAAGAUUUGUUAUCUUAUUAUGGAUUUGGUACACAAUUUUCUGAUAUCAAGUGUACUGAUUUCGAAAAGCCAUUAGCAAUAUCUGCCGGUACAGACUCCUUCUCGUCGAUCGAUUUGCAAUUUCCUCAAACCAGACCUUCGGCUAUCUUAGAUACCAUCAAACAGAUUUAUGUUACUCAUAUACCACAAGAGUCAAGAAGCAACGAAAUUAUCUUGGAGGAUCCAAGUAACGAUCCCAACUUUAAUGAACCGAUCAUCGACAGAUUACGAACCCAGAGAGAAGAGGAAAUAAAUAUUCUUCUUCAGGAUAUGUUAGAAGGUCGAAUACCUCAAAUUCCUAUUCCGGAUCCAUCAUAGAUAAUAAUUACUAAAUAAUAAUUGUUCGUUGCGUGGAUUUAAUAUUAUAUUUCCAUUUGAAAAUGAAUAAGAUUAUAACAAUUUAUACAUAGAUACAAAAUUAAUUCAUUCUAUAUUAUAAAUUAUUUUAUUUUUUAAAUUAAUAUUGAUAAAAUACAUAAGAUAAUUCAAAAUGGAUUAAACUUAGAAUAACUAUACUUGAAGUGAUAUAUUAUAAAUAUGUAUAGCAAAUACAAUAAAAUAAUUUUUACUA
Messenger RNA from Apis cerana (Asiatic honeybee), 1573 nucleotides. RefSeq names its product cytoplasmic dynein 2 light intermediate chain 1. Gene Ontology annotation, molecular function: dynein heavy chain binding. Gene Ontology annotation, cellular component: cytoplasmic dynein complex; axoneme; ciliary basal body. Gene Ontology annotation, biological process: intraciliary retrograde transport; intraciliary transport involved in cilium assembly. The record is from RefSeq and is a predicted model, not a curated record. NCBI's taxonomy places the organism in Eukaryota, Metazoa, Arthropoda, Insecta, Hymenoptera, Apidae.